Molecule: messenger RNA, 2417 nt
Organism: Etheostoma cragini (Arkansas darter)
Lineage: Eukaryota; Metazoa; Chordata; Actinopteri; Perciformes; Percidae
Gene: atic
Product: 5-aminoimidazole-4-carboxamide ribonucleotide formyltransferase/IMP cyclohydrolase
Exons: 14
Coding region: 235-1992 (585 amino acids)
Biological process (GO): 'de novo' IMP biosynthetic process
Cellular component (GO): cytosol
Molecular function (GO): phosphoribosylaminoimidazolecarboxamide formyltransferase activity; IMP cyclohydrolase activity
Source: RefSeq, a predicted model, not a curated record
GUGGCUCUUCUGGGUGCGCUUGUGUGUCAGGGGCGGGCCGAACUCAGCAGGGCGGGUCUUUGGAGUUUUCAAGCACGUGAAGCAAUGAAAAACUUAACUGUCUACGGGUUUGUCUAUGGUCUCAACCACUGCCUUCCUCCUCCGCAAGCUUACUCUGCAGAGUUUAGUUGAGUGAAGUCUGAAGGGAAACAGUUUUUACACCCACGGAGACCAGAGACUACUGUUACUGACAACAUGGCAUCCUCGGAGCUUGCACUUUUGAGUGUGUCAGACAAGACUGGACUGGUGGACUUUGCCAAAAGGAUGGUGGAUGUUGGACUGUCCCUGGUCGCUUCAGGUGGCACAGCCAAAGGCCUGCGUGAUGCUGGGCUGGCUGUCAGGGAUGUGUCUGAGCUGACCGGACAUCCAGAGAUGCUGGGAGGCAGAGUGAAGACCCUUCAUCCCGCUGUCCAUGGGGGCAUCCUGGCCAGGAAAACCCCCACUGACAGCGCAGACAUGGAGAAGCUGGGCUACAGCCUGGUCCGAGUGGUGGUAUGCAACCUUUACCCAUUUGUAAAGACUGUCUCUAACCCGAGUGUUACGGUGGAAAAUGCCGUGGAGCAGAUAGAUAUCGGUGGUGUUACUCUGUUAAGAGCAGCGGGCAAAAAUCAUGCUCGAGUCACUGUAGUGUGCGAUCCUGCUGACUAUUCGCUGGUUGCCAAGGAGAUGGAGAGUUCAGAAGACAAAGAUACAACUGUAGAAACACGCAGGACUCUGGCCCUCAAAGCCUUCACACACACAGCACAGUAUGACGAGGCCAUAUCGGACUACUUUCGUGGACAGUACAGCCGAGGUGUUUCCCAGCUGCCUCUGCGCUACGGCAUGAACCCUCACCAAGCACCCGCCCAACUCUACACUCUGCGCCCAGCCCUCCCCCUCAAAGUUGUCAACGGUUCCCCCGGCUUCAUCAACCUGUGUGAUGCUCUGAAUGCCUGGCAGCUGGUCAGAGAGUUAAAGAGCGCCCUCGGCAUGGCUGCUGCCACCUCCUUCAAACACGUCAGCCCUGCUGGAGCUGCAGUAGGAGUUCCUCUGACUGAGGAGGAAGCCAGAGUGUGCAUGGUGCAUGACAUGCUGAAGGAUCUCACCCCGCUGGCCACGGCCUACGCCAGGGCAAGGGGUUCGGACAGGAUGUCUUCUUUUGGAGACUUCAUUGCUGUGUCAGAUUUUUGUGACGUUCCCACCGCCAGGAUUAUAUCAAGAGAGGUGUCUGAUGGGAUCAUUGCGCCUGGUUAUGACGAGGAGGCACUCAAGAUCCUUUCUAAGAAGAAGAAUGGCAACUACUGUGUGCUUCAGAUUGAUCCUGACUACGAGCCUGAUGAAGCUGAGGUGAGAGUGCUGUUUGGUCUCUAUCUCAAACAAAAGAGGAACGGAGCACUCAUCGAUAAGGAGUUCUUCAACAACGUUGUUUCCAAGGGAUCGCUCUCAGAGGACGCUGUGCGUGACCUCGCUGUGGCUACCAUCGCCGUGAAGUACACUCAGUCCAACUCUGUCUGCUACGCUAAAAAUGGACAGGUUGUUGGUAUAGGAGCGGGUCAGCAGUCUCGUAUCCACUGCACACGCCUGGCAGGAGACAAAGCUGAUAACUGGUGGCUGAGACACCACCCUCGUGUCCUGAACAUGAAGUUUCGCAGUGGUGUGAAACGAGCGGAGAUGGCCAACGCAAUCGACCAGUAUGUCAGUGACACCAUUGGAGAGGGCCCUGACCUUGCAGUUUGGAAGUCAAUGUAUGAAGAGGUGCCCGAGCCUCUGUCAAAGACUGAAAAGACCAACUGGAUCAGCUCCUUGAAGGCCGUGGCCGUCAGCUCAGACGCCUUCUUCCCCUUCAGAGAUAACAUAGAUCGUGCCAAACGGGUAAAUAUAAAACCUUUCAUAAGGUGUUUAUACUGUCUGCGUUUUAUUCAUACAUUGCAUGAGAAUGGCCUGCCGACACCUGCUGAAACACUAGUUUACUGACGAGCUUUACUAACGUUUUCUUCCCUCCGUGUGUGUGUCUGUAGAGUGGUGUUGAGUACAUUGCAGCUCCAGCUGGCUCUGCUGCUGACAAGGUUGUGAUUGAUGCCUGUAAUGAGCAGGGCAUCACUCUGGUGCACACCAACCUGCGGCUCUUCCACCACUGAAGAACCACCUUCUGAACACUUCUGCAGGUGUUCUUUCAACUCAACUCGCAGUUUUGCAUUAUUAGAGUCAAAUAUGUUUUCUAACAAUGCUACUCAAAACAUUCCUUUAACAUGCUCAAGUGUAGUGGUAACAAAUGCACAGUUUGUAAUACAUUUUCUGCAUUCCUUACUUGUGAUCCUAACAUUAGAGAGAGAUACAGUACUGUUUACGUUCAUUCCAGGUCAAUUGUUUGUGUGAAAUAAAUAUUGUUAAUGACAGUU